GCACACUUCCCACACACUCUCUCUUCAUUCAAUCAUAACAACAACAACGAUUUUCAAUUUUCUCUCUGCGUUUCUUCGUUAACCGAACUCCAAUGGCAUCCAGAUCGAGAAAAUCGAAGCGCAAGCUCGAGCCGGAGCCACAUCCGCUCGUCAUCACCAAGAAGCUCCGGCAGAAGCUCCCUCGCCGGCGCCGUCAAAACAUCUCGCCAGUGCUCCUCGUCGGCAUCUCCGCCCAGAAUCCUCGUUUCUCCGUCGAUUCCAGCUCCGUCUCCGACUUCGCCGUAGGCGAAGCCUCGUGCAACUCCAGCAGAGCCUCCGUCGCCGGCAAGGGAAACAUAAACUCGAGAAACGAAUUCUCGACCGAUUCAACGAGAAAUCGGAGAUUCGAGAAGCGGAACGAGAACGAAGUUGAGGUGUCGGAGUCUUCGUGCGUUGACUCUGCUUCGUUCGCGAGCGAACGUAACAGAAGCUUGAUUCUGAAGUUUAAAAGAGAAGAUAAGAAUCUAAACGAAAACGACGACGUUUCGGAAGCGUGCACGAAAUCUGAGAUUACUACUGUUCUGAAGUUCAAAAGCGGAAGCGAGACUAAGAAUGCAAAAGAAGACGACGACGUUUGGUGCGCGAAGUCAGAGAUUACUUGUAGCGAGGAACAGUUCAAUUCAAACUCAAAGUCCUCCGGUAACGGUAACGGAAACAUAAAAGUCUCUUCGGAUUCAAACGCAAACGACUUCGUGUCGUUUAGUUCCGGUGUUCGCGCGUCGUCGUUUCAUGAGGAAGCGAACAGAAACAAGGAAAACACUAAAAACAGAGCAUCGGAAUCUGAAUACUCUGAAGUUUCUAGAAGCCUCCACGUGGAAGAGAAUUGCGCUGAUUUAAUAGCGCAAUCGAUGACGAAGGAGGAUUCGGAUGUAUACGACGUCGUUGCGGAUCUCGCUUGCUCUGAGGAUCUGCGUUUCUCGUACUGCAACGACGACGACGACGACAACGAAUCGGAGUACUGUUCGAGUCAGGGAACCGUGUUAUCCGAAUUUCAUUCCGAGCUUUUCGGCGAAUGCUCGCAGAAUGAGCUUUCGGAUUACUGUCCGUCGUCGCUGUUCGUGGAUUCCGGAAGCCAGUUUUCGGAAGGAUCCGUCGGAGAAACUCCUUCGCCGACGCAUUUGUUGUUCCUUCAGUACAGCAAGGAGUUCGCAGAGCUAGUUUCUGCUCCUCCGUUGAAGAACGCUUCAAACGUUGAAGAUGUUGUCAAUUUUGUGAGAUUUGAAGAUUUGGAUGACGAAGACAGCUACCAGAUGCUGAGGAAGAGGGAGAGGAGGCAAGGCUAUGUGUUGAAUUAUGGUGAUGGAUAUUUCUCUACCACUGAAUUCGGAGACACCGUGAUUGAGCAACGUGCGCAAAUGGUUCACUGGAUCAUUGAGCAAUCUUGUCGAAGACAGCUUCGGCAAGAGACUCUGUUUCUUGGAGUCAACCUACUUGAUCGUUUCCUAAGCAAAGGAUACUUCAAAGCCAAAAGAAACCUUCUAAUUGUUGGAAUAGCUUGCCUCACGUUAGCGACCAGGAUCGAAGAAAAUCAGCAAUACAACAGAGUGGGGCAAAAAAAUUUCUACAUAGGAAGCAAUGUGUACAGUAGAAGCGAGGUGGUAGCUAUGGAAUGGGUGGUGCAGGAGGUGCUCAAGUUUCAGUGCUUUCUGCCUACCAUCUACAAUUUCUUGUGGUAUUACCUAAAAGCAGCUAAUGCUGAUGCAGUCGUUGAGAAGAGGGUCAAGUAUCUGGCAGUGCUGGCACUGUCAGGUCAUGAGCAACUGUGCUACUGGCCUUCAACAGUUGCUGCAGCACUUGUAAUCCUGGCUUGUCUUGAAUUCAAUCAAAUUUCAUCCCACAAAGUCAUAGGGAUUCACGUUAGAUCAAAAGAUGAGAAUUUGUACGAAUGCAUAGAGAGCCUGGAGUGGGUGUUACGCUUUCCUGGAUAGCAUACUAGUUGGCGUGGAGGCAUUAGUUAUACAAUUCAGUUUGGUGACGAUGGUUCCUAACCAUCAGAAGACAGAAUGGCUUUCUUAUGCCUGGUUGAUUCUUCAUUAAUACAGAAUAAAUUCCAUUUGUUUCCCUACCUGAGAGGAAGGGAAUUCUAUUUUUUUUUUCCUAUGUAACUAUAUUGAUUUUUCAGUAUAUCGAUAUAGAAGAAAAACAUAUACACAUUUUUUCAGAAGCCGUGAGAACCUUACAACAGACAGGAAACUCAGCUGUUAACUGUUAAUGACCUACAAAGAUAUUACAGGGUUAUACAAAAGUUAUCUAGCAUUAUACUAUGUAAUUCUUUCUUUUGUCU
Molecule: messenger RNA, 2323 nt
Organism: Glycine soja
Lineage: Eukaryota; Viridiplantae; Streptophyta; Magnoliopsida; Fabales; Fabaceae
Product: cyclin-SDS
Exons: 7
Coding region: 93-1967 (624 amino acids)
Biological process (GO): regulation of cyclin-dependent protein serine/threonine kinase activity; mitotic cell cycle phase transition
Cellular component (GO): nucleus; cytoplasm; cyclin-dependent protein kinase holoenzyme complex
Molecular function (GO): cyclin-dependent protein serine/threonine kinase regulator activity
Source: RefSeq, a predicted model, not a curated record